Molecule: messenger RNA, 466 nt
Organism: Polypterus senegalus (gray bichir)
Lineage: Eukaryota; Metazoa; Chordata; Cladistia; Polypteriformes; Polypteridae
Product: NACHT, LRR and PYD domains-containing protein 3-like
Exons: 4
Coding region: 65-466 (133 amino acids)
Molecular function (GO): protein binding
Source: RefSeq, a predicted model, not a curated record
CCAACUACAUCUGUGAACAUCUGGAGAAGCUUGAGCUGUCACAAAAAAUAUCAACGAAGACAUCAUGAAAAUGUUGGCACUAACUCUCCACCUCUACCGAUGUGUCAGCCUCAGGUCAUGUUAUCUCACCUCCAGAUGUUGCUCAGCUCUCUGCUCAGUUCUUUCUUCUUCACACUCCCGACUGACUGAACUGGACCUGAGCGGAAACAACAACAUGGAGGAUUCAGGAGUGGAUCAGCUGUGUGAGGGGCUGAGGAGUGAAAACUGCAAAUUAGAGAAACUAAUCCUGUCAGAUUGUUGUCUCAGCUCCAGAUGUUGCUCUGCUCUCUCCUUAGUCCUUUUAUCUCCAAACUCACGACUGACUGAACUGAAUAUGGGUGACAAGAACAACAAUAACAACAUUGGAGAUUCAGGUGUGGCUCAGCUGUAUGAGAUCUCGACAGACGUCACCACACGUUGGGCUUGA